Molecule: messenger RNA, 1020 nt
Organism: Trichoderma breve
Lineage: Eukaryota; Fungi; Ascomycota; Sordariomycetes; Hypocreales; Hypocreaceae
Product: alpha/beta hydrolase fold domain-containing protein
Exons: 3
Coding region: 1-1020 (339 amino acids)
Molecular function (GO): hydrolase activity
Source: RefSeq, a predicted model, not a curated record
AUGACAGACUUUAGCCAUCUUGCCGGUCCUUCAGAAGAAUGGGCUUCAUACCUAGCCAAGAACCCUCUGCCAAAGGGGGACGUUAUAUCAACCGAAUUUCGUCGUGCCCACAAUCCCCAGCGAUAUGCAGCCAGAGAUGCAGCGAUGAAGGCUCUCGGCGACCAUCAAGUCACAUGGGAAACACGAACAAUACCAACCUCAGACAGCCUCGAAAUCCCAAUUCGAGUCUUUCGCUCUGCCAUCCAAAAGGGACACGCCUCCGCCUUGAUUUACUACCAUGGCGGCGGAUUCCUGACGGGCUCAAUCUCAACUGAAGAUCCCUUUUGCAUCUCUUUAGCCCGGGACACUGGGUUUACAGUCAUCAGUGUCGGCUAUCGUGUGAUUCCCGAGUGGAAGGCUCCCACGCAGUUCAAUGAUGCAUGGGAUGCUCGUACUUGGGUGAUAAACAAUGCGGCAGAUCUGGGACUGCCACAAGAUUUUGAUUUGUACGUGGCAGGCACCAGCGCCGGGGGGUUUCUUGCGGCAAGCGUUGUUCAUAGAGAAAGAGAGCUGGGAGAAUCAUACAUCAAAGGCCAAUUUCUCGCCGCGCCUUGGCUCGUCCUCACUGAAAACUUUCCCUUUGACCCCAAAGUCGGCGACAAAACUUCACAUAUCCAAUGCCGCGAUGCUGAUUUUCUCUCGUACCCCCAAAUCGAGCAAUAUCGUGCUCUGAUGGGGGAGCCAGAGGAGUAUCGUGAUAGCUUGCUCUUGAACCCGCUUCUAUUUGAUGAAAAAAGUAACAUCAAGGAUUUACCUCCUACGCUCGUCAUGGUCUGUGGCGAUGACGCCCUGCGAGACCAAGGCUUGAUCUAUCAGCAGAAGCUUGAUCGGCUCGGUGUUCCGACGAAAUUGAAUACGUACGCAGGAUAUCCUCAUGUCUUUUGGAUCUUUCCAGACCUUGCCAUGAGUAAGACUUGGUAUCGCGAUCUGUUGGAAGGCCUUCAGUGGCUUACUGAGAAACAAGGGCAUGUUCGCAACUAG